Messenger RNA from Coregonus sp. 'balchen', 4031 nucleotides. NCBI's taxonomy places the organism in Eukaryota, Metazoa, Chordata, Actinopteri, Salmoniformes, Salmonidae. The record is from the annotation of a GenBank genome assembly.
GGGGCUAAAGAGUUUGCCUACUGUCCUUACAGUAGGUUCCGGAUGGGGGCAGCCCUGUUGGCACAUGAUGGGACAGUUUUUACAGGUGAGGGGCUUUCAAAUAAUAUAAUAAUGGUAUAAUAUAAUAAUAAUACAUGGGUUGGGGGCUGAUAAAAUGCUUCCAUUUAUUUAUUUAGUAUGUUGAAUGCUGCUGUAACUCUUCAGGUGGCUUGAAAGAACUACAGUGCAUUCAUGAUAAUUUAUAACAAUGUUAUGCACCAUGGAAUAAAGAACAUAUAAUGGUGUUCUGUUAAGGAAUGGAAAUAGAAAAAUACAAAACCAAAAAAAAUUAUAUAAAAAAUAUAAUACAUUUGAACAUUCUUUGAUGUUUGUCAAGGGAUGCUGAAGGUGGGUGUGGUGUAUGAAUCAAGCGCAGGACGCAGAAGCUCAGUCCAAAAUACUUUAGUGCACUAUUCACGUAGAAAAUAAGCACAAUAAGCCCGAAGGCGAAAUAACGGCGCACACAGGCGUCAAACAAACGGCGCACUAACAUGUGCGAAAAACCUCUCCAAAACACUGGAGGGAAGUACGUAGCUCCAACACAAAACAGAAGAGCAAUCACACACAAAGACAAACACACACAACGAGAACUAAAUAGGACACUAACGAGGACUAACAAGACACAGGUGUACAACAUCAAGACAAAACCAAACGAACAUGAAACAUAGAUCGGUGGCAGCUAGUACUCCGGGGACGACGACCGCCGAAGCCUGCCCGAACCAGGAGGAGGAGCAGCCUCGGCCGAAACCGUGACAAUGUUAUAAAGUUUGUUGACAGGCCAGAAGAUAAAGUCAGAGGCCAGAGGAUAAAGUCAGACAGGCCAGAGGAUAAAGUAAGAGGCCAGAGGAUAAAGUCAGACAGGCCAGAGGAUAAAGUAAGAGGCCAGAGGAUAAAGUCAGACAGGCCAGAGGAUAAAGUAAGAGAGGCCAGAAGAUAAAGUCAGACAGGCCAGAGGAUAAAGUCAGAUAGGCCAGGGGAUAAAGUAAGAGAGGCCAGAAGAUAAAGUCAGACAGGCCAGAAGAUAAAGUCAGAGGCCAGAGGAUAAAGUCAGACAGGCCAGAGGAUAAAGUAAGAGAGGCCAGAAGAUAAAGUCAGACAGGCCAGAGGAUAAAGUCAGAUAGGCCAGUGGAUAAAGUAAGAGAGGCCAGAAGAUAAAGUCAGACAGGCCAGAAGAUAAAGUCAGAGGCCAGAGGAUAAAGUCAGAUAGGCCAGUGGAUAAAGUAAGAGAGGCCAGAAGAUAAAGUCAGACAGGCCAGAAGAUAAAGUCAGACAGGCCAGUGGAUAAAGUCAGACAGCCAGAUAUCAAAGCCAGAAGAUAAAGUCAGAGGCCAGAAGGAUAAAGUCAGACAGGGCCAGUGUCAGAUAAAGUCAGACAGGCCCAGAAGAUAAAGUCAGAGGCCAGAGGAUAAAGUCAGCUAGGCAGGGAUAAAGUCAGAGGCCAGAGGAUAAAGUCAGGGCCAGUGGAUAAAGUCAGACAGGCCAGUGGAUAAAGUCAGACAGGCCAGUGGAUAAAGUCAGACAGGCCAGAGGAUAAAGUCAGACAGGCCAGAAGAUAAAGUCAGAGGCCAGAGGAUAAAGUCAGACAGGCCAGUGGAUAAAGUCAGACAGGCCAGAAGAUAAAGUCAGACAGGCCAGAGGAUAAAGUCAGACAGGCCAGUGGAUAAAGUCAGACAGGCCAGAAGAUAAAGUCAGAGGCCAGAGGAUAAAGUCAGACAGGCCAUAUAGUCAGACAGUCCAGGGAUAUAUCAGACAGGCCAGAGGAAAGUCAGAGGCCAGAGAUAAAGUCAGACAGGCCAGUGGAUAAAGUCAGACAGGCCAGUGGAUAAAGUCAGACAGGCCAGAAGAUAAAGUCAGAGGCCAGAGGAUAAAGUCAGACAGGCCAGUGGAUAAAGUCAGACAGGCCAGUGGAUAAAGUCAGACAGGCCAGAAGAUAAAGUCAGAGGCCAGAGGAUAAAGUCAGACAGGCCAGUGGAUAAGUCAGACAGGCCAGAGAUAAAGUCAGACAGGCCAGAAGAUAAAGUCAGAGGCCAGAGGAUAAAGUCAGACAGGCCAGUGGAUAAAGUCAGACAGGCCAGAAGAUAAAGUCAGACAGGCCAGAGAUAAAGUCAGACAGGCCAGUGGAUAAAGUCAGACAGGCCAGUGAUAAAGUCAGACGGCCAGAGAUAAAGUCAAGCAGUGACCAGAAGGAUAAAGUCAGACAGGCCAGUGGAUAAAGUCAGACAGGCCAGAAGAUAAAGUCAGAGGCCAGAGGAUAAAGUCAGACAGGCCAGUGGAUACAAACAGGAUCUUUCUGAUUCAGUAUUAUAAUGGUAUUGGUUGUGUCUGUUCUGUUGUGUCUGUUCUGCUUGAAAUCACAACCCAGACAUUUUUAAAGAUGUCGAUUAAUGAACCCAUCAUAGAAUUAAUCGGGUUUUGCUUCCCCUCAGAGUGUGUAGAUGGUUAUAAACCAUUCUACUAUCAAAGUCAUGCUAAGAUAAACAGUAAUUGGGGGUGUCUUAGUCUUCCUGAAAUGUUCAGUAGAUAAUUAAUAGAGAAAUUACAAAAAAAAGUUGUAUACUAUACUAUUAUGGUCAACACUAACUAUAUUGGUGCACACAGUACUAAAAAUGACCGUUGUUAAUGACAUGAUUGAUUUUGUAGUGACCUGGAAGACCAGUUCAUCUCACCAUGUGGAGAUUGCAGACAGUUCAUGAAAGAGGUACAUCAAUUAUUUAUACAACUUAGAUAUGUGAAUGAUUCCAUUGACAAUGGAACAAAGGUCUAAUCCAGGAAACCAACAUGUAUGGUUGUUUUAAAAUCAAAGGUACAUCACACAGCCUGAACCAGUACCUGAAUUUGAGGAGACGAGAUUUCCUCUGACGACCAGGAUCCUUCAAUUCAAAGUCCCAUUAACCAGCUCUGCAAACGUUAUAAUGUCAAAAUAUCUUCAGUGCUCACCUAAAUAUGGCGUUUCGCAGACCAACUAUCGUCAUUCCUGCCGUUACGCACUGUAUGUACUUCCAAAAAAGGUCUAAAUAAAAAGUAUAUAUUGUUUUUGACCGCUGUCAUGUGUCUGAUAUUAACAGUGUGCUGUUGUGUUAGUUGUCGAACAAAGGACAGAGAAGAGCAGCCAUAUCUUGUCACCAGAUGGCCUAGUCUUGCAGGACUGCAAUAACAGGACAACACCCACGCCCAAGGCCACAAUCACCAGAUCCUCCUCACGCAGUUCCCUGGACACACACAAACAUUUCAUUUGCACGCACACUCAUUCUCAACUCCCCUGUCUACUGGUCGGGUGCCAAGGGCAGAGGACUCUGCCGUGCACCAAUGGGGCAUCUGCUCUGGACAGAGCAGACCCGCCUCCUACGCCUCGGGAACCAAUCAAGGGACUAGAAGAAGGACCCCUUCCUUUAUGUUACAUUGUAUAAAGUAAUGCUGUAAACUCUAUUUAAUCAUCCUUCUCAACUGUCUCCAUAAGAGGCAAUUGAUUGGGUCCAUGCAUGUAGCUUGAGCAGGACAAGAUCUCUCUGAUUUAAUAAACUGCCUUUUUGCAUUAAGCAAAUUCCUCUCUGUCUAGCGUCGAUGGUUUGUACUCCCUCUCCUUAUUAUGUGUUCACCAACACCGCCGAAGUACAUACAGUGCGUAACGGCAGUAUUGACGAUAGUUGCUCUUCGAAACUCCAUAUUUUGGUGACCACCGAACGUAUUUUGACAUUAUAACGUUUGCAGAGCUGGUUAAUGGGACUUUGAAUUAAAGGAUCCUGUGCGUCAGAGAUUGAUCAUGUCUCCUCAAACCCAGGUACUGGUUCACACACAGCCAUCCACCUAUAAUGGAACAACCUCAAGUAAUCCAAUUUCCCUUUCCCUUCUAGUUAGGUGAUCAAUGGUACUUCUACCUUUCCAAGCCUGAUGGUUCUUACGUGGAAAUGAAUAUAGAAGACCUGCUUCCUGUGUCCUUUGGGCCCGAAGACCUGAAGAAAAACAGAUUGUUCACCACAAAGAAUGGGUCAUAA